Molecule: messenger RNA, 4373 nt
Organism: Xyrauchen texanus (razorback sucker)
Lineage: Eukaryota; Metazoa; Chordata; Actinopteri; Cypriniformes; Catostomidae
Product: stonustoxin subunit alpha-like
Exons: 5
Coding region: 102-2309 (735 amino acids)
Molecular function (GO): protein binding
Source: RefSeq, a predicted model, not a curated record
AUAUCACUCCAGAAGACCACUGAAAUUCACACUUCAACUGAAGACAAUAACAGAAGACUUCAUCUCUUAAUAUACCAAAGACACACAGCAACUCCAGAGACAUGGAAUCUGAGACAAUCGAGGUGGCAGCGCUAGGAAGACCUCUGUUUCCUGGAAUGCUUUACGACUGCCGCAAGGAUUCCUUCAUUCCAGGUGUUACUCUGUGGGAUAAAAAAUCGUUGUAUGAAGAUUUGGACACUCAUGCGCAGCUCCAAACUGAUUUGAAGUUUAGUAGCUCUGACUCUCUCUCUGAUAAGUCCAGUCUCCUGGAUGUAAGUGCUUCUCUGAAGGCCAGCUUCUUGGGGGGGCUGGUGGAGGUGGGAGGAUCUGCCAAGUACCUGCGUGAUACCAAAUCCUCAAACCUGCAGUCAAGAGUAAUAAUGCAUUUCAGUGAAACCUCAAGAUUUGAUCAGCUCACUAUGACCCAGCUGGGCAAGAUCACCUACCCUCAGGUGUUUGAGCAGAAAACUGCAACUCAUGUGGUCACAGCUGUACUGUACGGAGCUCAGGCUGUUAUGGUGUUUGAUCGGACAUUUUCAGAAGAUGAGAACAAACAAGAGAUUGAGGGAAAUCUGAAUGUCAUGGUCAAGAAAAUACCUUCAUUUUCCAUUGAAGGACAAGGAGCUGUAACAUUGGGAGAGGAUGAUAAAAAGAUAGCUGAGAAUAUCAGCUGCACAUUUUAUGGUGACUACCAACUUCAGCAGAACCCCACCUCGUACAUGGAGGCAUUGCAGGUGUACAAGCAGCUCCCCACUCUGCUAAAGGACAAUCCACAGAAUGUGGUUCCAGUAAAGGUCUGGCUCUAUCCUCUUCAUCUACUGGAUACAAAAGCAGCUCAGUUGGUCAGAGAAAUUAACACAAGUCUGAUUUCCAACACUGAAGAAAUAAUAGAGGAGCUGGUGGAGGUAGAGAGAAGAUGCAACGACCUGCUCAGAAAUACAUUGGUAAAUGUUUUCAGUGACAUCAAAGAGAGACUGCACUCAUAUCAGAUUUCAUUUAGCAAAUACAAGCUGGUCCUCCAGAAAGCACUGCGCAGAGUCCUGCCUGCUAUUCGAGGAGGUGAGAUGGAGCAGCAGUCAUUGGAAGACAUUCUGAAUAUACACAACAGCUCCCCUUUUGUUGCUAGCAAGCUAAACCAGUGGUUAGAUGAUGCAAAGUCUGAACUUCACCGCUUGACUUCUUGCACAAAAACGCUGAAGGGGAUCAAAACUGAAGACACAGAUGGUCUCACCACUAUCCUCCUUGAUCCUGAUAUUGAUGUAGUGGUGUGCUUGACAUUCACAUCUCUGAAGUACAAAGAGCCAUAUCUUUCAGCUCUGAAUGAUUUCUUGAAAUCUGAAGAUUUUAAAGACUUAGAGAAAAAAUCUACUCUAUCUUCUUAUGCAGCUGAAGGAAAGUGGUUCAACGAUCCUGAGAUCAUCACAAAGAUGAGAGAGAACUACUCUCACUUCAAAGGUUUUUCAGAGGCCAACAAAGGUGACAAGAGAAUCUGCUUCAUUGUUUCUGCCAUCUCUGAUCCCUCACUUCCAGGCUCCACCAUCUACCUGUAUGAAAAUGGGAAACUGAUAGACAAACAGUUCCAGCCUGUGUCCAAGCCACCCCCACCAAUAGUAGUGAGCAGCUUGGACAAAGUGACCCUCAAACUUCAGAAGUCCCCAACUGCAGACACAAUGCAUUACAAAGUUGAGUACAAAGCUGAUGGUGAGGACAUAUGGCGUAUCGAAGACACAUUUGAUGAAAUCUGUAUUCUAAAGGGACUGGAACUUAGAGAGCCGCAUUUGGUUCGCUACAGGGUAGUGAGCAAAGUGGGAAUAAGUGAAGCCAGCGACAGUGUGCGUAUUAUGAACACAGGACCUGUGAUUGUGGGCGGGAAAGGAGGUGAUGCUUUCUCCAUCUUAACCUCUCCCAUUGGCAUGACCUUAAGGAAGAUCAGGGUUUCUCUCAGACCAAACACAAUUGCCUCAAUUGCGGUGACUCUCUCAGAUGGCCAGGAAAAGACAUUUGGCAUUCAAAAAACAGAGGAAGUUCAAGAAUUUCUAUUUGAUGAGAAUGAUCAAAUCCUUGAAGCAGUACUGUGGCCAAAUAGCCAUAACAACCGACUUGGGGGUAUUGAACUGAUUGUUGUGAAGAUGAACGGAACCACAACUUUCUCUGCCAAGUGUGAUUCCCUGGGUAAUCCUCAGAGGAUUGAUGUGAAUUCAGGGAAAUGUUACGGCAUGGUCGGGAGAAGUGGAGAUGACAUUGAUUCUCUGGGAUUCUACUUCGUUUAGAUGUCUCCAGCAAACAGAAGAGCCAAAUAAAAAAAUAAGCCAUUACUUCUACAGACGUCUCCUAUACUAUCCAAUCAUAUAUCCAGUGGUGUCAAAAGUACACACUUUUGUCACUCAAGUAGAAGUAUAGAUACUGGUGUUUAAAAAGACUCUGUUAAAAGUGGAAGUAUCAACUCAACCUCUUUACUCAAGUUAAAGUGAGAAAGUACAGGCUCUAAAACAUACUUAAAGUAAAAAAGUAUAAAGUAACCCUAAGAAAAAAGACUCAUUGGACCUCGUAUCAUUGACAACUGUUAGAAAUAGAAGCUUAAUUUAACAACUGGUUAGUGCUACAUGGAUCCCAAGACCCGUGAAACAUAUCAAACAAAAACAUAAUGCUAUCAAAGACAACAAACUCGAUGGGCAUGUUUUCCUCAAACUUUAUUGGAAUGCAAAUAGACUUUCCAACUGAGGUAGUAAUAUUCAAGACAUACCCUGGCCGGCAAAACUAUCAGAACAUUAUUUUAGCAGCAAAUGACUGUGACUUGAGUGUCUGUGUAUUAAGGAGUGUGCUUGUCAGUGCGUGUUAAGGAGAGAAAUAUACUGCAUACAUUUGAGUGUGGGUGGACAAAAAGAGAGAACAAGACUUCAAACUGAGACUUCAAACCUAUGCAAAAGAAACCCCUUCAAAACAUGGAGUAACUCAUAUACUGUAUACAGAGAAACACUACCAAAAACAAAAGCAAAGUUUUGCACAUGGCACUAGGAGAAUAGGAGAGUGCAAGAAUGUACAUUUUGUAUGUGCAGUGAGUGUAUUUGUGGCAGUGGUAUACAUCUUUGUUGUGCAUUAUUCCCUGAGUCCCAUCAAAAACUUGGGAGUAACUUACUAAAGCGCACUCUAGGUACAUAUCAAAACAGUCUCUGAAGCCUGAAGUGCUUGACAGUAUCUAACAGUAGGUCCGCAGAUUAGAUUAAUUAAUUUGCACGCAAGUUUUAUUUAUUUUUAUACCGUGUAUUCUCUGUGUAUAUUCAUGCACCGAACCGUGACACCCGUACCGUUUCGGUUCAAUACGAAUACAUGUACCGUUCCACCCCUAAUACGUUCUGAAUAUUAAUAGCUUAGUAUUACAGGGUUUCCCGCAGCACUUUGCAGCAACACACGCCAGCAUAUUUUCAAAUAUGACCGAACUAAUACAGGCUAACUGCUAACUUGGGACUCUUCAGUAGGCCCCAAAGACGGCAUACUAGCCAAGCCAAAGCAAACAUUGUAAAUCGAACAAUAUUAGCUUAGGCCUACUCUAAAUGAAUUAAUAUUAUAAUAUAAUAUAAUAAUAACAAAGAAAACCGCUUACCACUACAUGUUUCUUCAAAUUGGAAGGGGAGUUCUUGAAAGCCAAAAGUACAUGGUUCUUUGGUUCACAAAGUUUGCAGUGCAUUCUCCACAAGUCGUUUUUGCUCCCGACGAUUUCGAACAAUUCUUUGAGGUAAGGCCAGGGAUGUGGAAGGUUUUGCUGGUCACCAUCACUAGAACUACUACCAACGUUCUCGCCUGUGCUUUCAGACGCUUCGGACAUUUCGCCAGACAUCAUGCUCUUGCCAACUGAAUCUCUUUCUGACACAUUUUGCCGCGGUUUGAACGUGCACUUCGUUUCGUGCCAUGCGCAGAAAAGAUGGACAGCCCACACACCAAUGACAUCUCUGAAUGUUCUAGGGUUUUGUGCCUCAUCCAAUGACGCUCGAAAUCGGUCUAUCUGGCGUUGAACAAAACAUUUUUUUUUAAAAUCCGAAACUAGAGUAACGAGCUUGUUUUUAAAAUGUAAGGAGUAGAAAGUACAGAUAAUUACGUUUAAAUGUAAGGAGUAGAAGUAAAAAGUUGGCAAAAAAAUAAAUAGUAAAGUAAAGAUACCUAAAAACUCUACUUAAGUACAGUAACGAAGUAUUUGUACUUCGUUACUUGACACCUCUGCAUAUAUCCUAUACUCUAAACAUGCAUGUUCUGAAGUGAAUAUAUAAAUGAAGUAUGAGUAAAUGUAUCUGAUACUUUAAUCUGUUUUCUCAUAUCAGACUUUCCUAAUGUUUUUGAUA